Brettanomyces bruxellensis is the source of this 1089-nucleotide messenger RNA. RefSeq lists its product as uncharacterized. The coding region runs from base 1 to 1089 and encodes 362 amino acids. NCBI's taxonomy places the organism in Eukaryota, Fungi, Ascomycota, Pichiomycetes, Pichiales, Pichiaceae. The record is from RefSeq and is a predicted model, not a curated record. The transcript has a single exon.
AUGAAGGGAUUAUCUUAUCUUAAACCAGGAGUUAUCAAACUUCAAGAUAUACCAAAGCCAGAAAUUACCUCACCAACCGAUGUGAUUGGGAAAGUGGUCAUGACCACAAUUUGCGGUUCGGAUCUUCACAUGAUAAAAGGUGAAUUAGAAUUUAUCAACAAACAUGCAGAAGAAACAGGAAGAGGUGUUGUUCUCGGUCACGAGGCAAUAAUUAAGGUUGAGGAAGUUGGCUCCUCAGUUAAGAAUUUCAAAAAAAAUGACGUUUGCAUUAUGUCCUGUACUACAUGCUGUGGAAAGUGUCACUAUUGUAAAGAAGGAUGCCCAGCACACUGUCUCAACUCAAUUGGUAUCUGCGGUUGCUAUCUUGGAAGCAUAAUUGAUGGAGCUCAAGCUGAAUACGUUCGAAUACCUUACGCUGAUUUCUCACUUUACAAGUGUCUAAAAGGUCUUCCUUUAAGCUCAUGCUUGAUGUUGAGUGAUAUCUUGCCAACUUCGUAUGAAUUGGGUGUUUUGAACGGAAAAGUUAAGGAAGGUUCCACGGUCGCAAUCAUUGGUGUCGGCCCAAUUGGUUUAGCAGCUUUGCUUAGUGCAAAGGCCAUGAAACCUGCAUACAUUGUGGCAAUUGACUUGGAUGAUUCUAGAUUGGAAAAGGCCAGGUCACUUGGAGCAGAUUACACGGUCAAUUCAGGAAAGGAGGACGUUGUGAAAUUCAUUCAAGGACUUCCUUCUAUUGAUGGAAGACUUCCUGGAGUCGAUACUGUAAUUGAGUGCGUGGGAAGUCCAGUCACGUUUGAACUCUGUCAAAACAUCGUGGGUGUUAACGGAACUAUUGCUAAUGUGGGAGUUCACGGAAGACCAGCGAAGAUUCUCAUUGACAAAUUAUGGAUUAUGAAUAUCGACAUUACCACUGGUCUAGUCAAUUGCACGUCUACAAAAGAGCUAAUGGAUAGGGUGGCUGAUGGAAAGUUGGAUCCAUCUAAACUUAUUACUCACCACUUCAAACUUUCAGAGAUUGAGGAAGCGUACAAAGUUUUUUCGAAUGCUGCGGAAAGUAAAGCCAUUAAGAUUGUCAUAGAAAACGAUUAUUAA